AUGGUGUUCCAGAAUCAGAACAACACCAUCGUGAAACGGCUUCAGGAUCUCAAGCUAAUUGAUCCGUAUCACGCAUCGAGAUUGAAGACCUACAAAGCAGUGUGUCCUAAAAUCUAUGGUCUGCCCAAGGCACACAAACCCGGCCUUCCAUUGAGACCUGUUGUACCCUGCAUGACCGCGCCGACUCUCAUGAAGCAGAGCAUCUUCAAACACUGGGACGAGAUCAAGAAACAUACAGCUAUUUGUCUUGAUCUGUUCUGGGAAGUCACAGAGUUCUGUAUAGAUGCCAGUUAUUUCGUGUUCGAAGGGACGUAUUAUCAGCAAAUCUUCGGUACAGCAAUGGGAAGCCCACUGUCGCCGAUAAUUGCCGAGUACGUGAUGGAGGAUCUUCUGGACGAUGCAGUAGCCGCCACCACCGUGGUCAUUCCGUAUCUGAAAAAGUACGUUGAUGACCUUUUCCUGGCGCUCCCAGUCGAGAAAAUCGAAGAAGUACUCAACGUCUUAAACCAACAAAACACGAACAUUCAGUUUACCGUCGAAAAGGAAGAAAACUGCCGACUGCCCUUCCUCGACUUGCUGCUGGUACGCCAAGAGGACCGCACAAUCAAAACAGAAUGGUACAGGAAAGCAAUCUCGUCGGGUAGAUUCCUGAACUACCAUUCAGGACAUCCGAUGAGUCUCAAGAUGAACGUCGCCUUCAACUUUGCCAAACGGGUCCUCCGGUUUUCAACAAAUCUGAGUCUGAAAAAAGCAAAAUCAAUAAUUUUCGGGCUCCUGAGGACAAACGAUUACCCCUCGAACAUUAUCAAUCGUAUAAGUGGUAGUCCAACCGACGAAACAGCUAUGAAACCGGAACCUAGGCCGGAACCCAGAUCCACGCGCGGAACCUACACUGCAGAAUUCACAUCAUCAGCUGCCAGAGCAACGACGUGA
This is a messenger RNA of Aedes albopictus (Asian tiger mosquito), 933 nucleotides long. RefSeq lists its product as uncharacterized. The coding region runs from base 1 to 933 and encodes 310 amino acids. The record is from RefSeq and is a predicted model, not a curated record. The transcript has 3 exons. Lineage: Eukaryota; Metazoa; Arthropoda; Insecta; Diptera; Culicidae.